Paraphaeosphaeria sporulosa is the source of this 4568-nucleotide messenger RNA. RefSeq lists its product as uncharacterized. The record is from RefSeq and is a predicted model, not a curated record. Bases 126 to 4325 code for a protein of 1399 amino acids. NCBI's taxonomy places the organism in Eukaryota, Fungi, Ascomycota, Dothideomycetes, Pleosporales, Didymosphaeriaceae. The transcript is spliced from 5 exons. Gene Ontology annotation, molecular function: protein binding; mRNA binding; translation initiation factor activity. Gene Ontology annotation, cellular component: eukaryotic translation initiation factor 4F complex.
CAGGACACUCCUAAUACCGCAGCCGGUCUCCUUCACACGAGCAUCGCCCUGCAACCCCGCUCGUCGCGCGCCAGCCUUCCUCUCACCACCUCGACACGCUCGACCGACGCACACCUACCCUUCUAAUGACAUCCACCUCCACGAACGCGCAAAACCCGCCCACCGUCGCCGCCUCCAAGCCUUCUGCCCCCGCGAACUCGUCCUCGUCUGGAUCGUCCGCCGUGGCCGCUGGUCAGGCCGCGCCCACUGCACGCAGCUCGUACGCCAACGCGACCAAAUCUCCCCCGAUCGCGAACAGCGCCGCGCCUGUUGUGGUGGGUGGUAGCAGCAAUGGCAAGAGCAUCUCCCCGGUGAAUGGCAACUCCAUCAAGCCCGCAGUCCCCGCCAUGGGCCCCACCAUCGCCAACGGCGCCGCUUCACAGGGCGAUCACAGCCGCAAGUCCUCGGUGACCAUUAGCGCCGCCGGCACCAGUGGCUACAUUCCCAACGGAGGCCCAGUCCCCAACUCGCGCGCCCCCUCGAACCUCACUUUCGGAUCUAUCGCUGGCUCCCCUGCGCCCGCACACGCCGUGCCGCACCCGCAGGGACAGAAUCUGAACCCGCAGCCAUCGAACCCGCGUGUCGCGUCGCCCGCGCACUCGCCCUCGCCCAUCCCUACGCCCAUAUCGAGCGGCGGCAAGCCUGAUAACCUACCCACUCGCCCGAACCUUGUGUUUGGCGGUGGUAACGAGGCCGAUCCCAGCGCACGCAACAUUUCACUGCCUCCGCAGCCAAACUCCCUGCCCCAAGCGCAGCACUUGCGCCGCGAGUCUUCACAGUCUGCGCACAGUGACAUGAGCAACCCGAACAUGAACCGAGGGUUUGCCCCGAACGGCGGCCGCGGUCGUGGCUAUAAUAACUACCCGCCCAUGCAGCAGCACCAGCACCCCAGUGCCUCGCCACAACCCUUCCGCGCAAUGCCUAACCAGCCUCGCGGUCCCCAUAUGGCUCCUGCAUUCCAACCGCAAAUGCAGCCCAAUUCUCCUUACCGCGCCAAUAGAUCGCCCGCCAUCACGCCAGCGGCGAUCCACCAGCAAGCUAACUACAGCGGUUACGGCUACAACCCACAGCAGCCUUACGCUCAGCCGGCCAUGUACGGUCCACCUCAGGGUCUGGACCCAUACAACGGUUACUACGGCCAGAACUUCCCUGGUCAGAACUAUGGAAUGCCCCAGGGAAUGCACUAUCCAGGCGUCCCAGCAUCACCAGGACGUGGUGGUUACCCGCAACAGGCCUAUCCUGUGCCUGGUUACGGUCAGCCCCCGCAAGCCCAGGGCAUGUCGCGCACGCCAUCGAAUAUGUCGGAACGACCGCCGUCUGCUGCUCAACAGCCAUCGACGCCUGCCAUGACUAACGUGAGCCACGUCUCCCAGACACCGAGUGCUCCGUCAGGCAGCCCAGCUCCGGGUUCUUCGUUCUCCAUCCCGCCAAAGACUAAGAGCAAGGCGAUUGUGAUCAAGACGGCCGACGGCCAAGUCGUUGACUUUAACACCAGCAAGAAGCCCGCGUCACCAGCUCAACCUCCAGCGCCCUCUAAAUCUCCUGCCAUUGUUGCUACCCCCACGCCUCCGCCCCGUCCCGAGUCUACGCAUAGUCGUGCUGAGAGCGUGGCUGCGAAGUCCGCCAGCGACGUAAAGGCUGACUUCAUCAAACAAUUCCAGCAGCAACUCCAAGGCAAGGACGAAGACAAGAAGAAGGAAGCCGAGGCGAAGGAAGCCGAAGAGAAGGCCCAGAAGGAGAAAGAGGAGAAGGAGCAGGCCGAAGCAGCGGCCAAGGCGCAAGCCGAAAAGGAAGCUCAAGAAAAGGAGGCCGCGGAAGCCGCUGCCAAGAACGAAGAAGAAGAGGCCAAGCGCAAGGCAGAGGAAGAGCAGCGCAAGGCAGACGAGGAGAUGGAGCGCAUGAUCGAGGAAAUGGAACGCGCAGAGAAAGAAGAGGAGGAGCGUGAGCGCAAGUUUGCCGAGGAGAAAAAGAAGAAGCUCGAAGCCGAGAAAGCCCGCGAGGCCGAGAAGGCGAAGGAGGCAGACGAGCGCAUGAAGCAGGCUGAGCGUGAGGCUGAAGAGCGUGAAGCCGCGAAGGAGGCCGAGACACCCGAACAAAAGGCAGAGCGCGAGAAGGCUAACCGUGAGGCGUUCGCUAGCCUCAAGAAGAACACCAUGUUUGGACCCGCUGCCACCCAGGCCGAGGAGGAAGCCCCCGCGCCACCAGCUGAGCCCACGGUUACUCCCCCCACGCAAACCAAGUCAGCUGGAGCAAGCAAGCCAAAACCCGCACACCUCAAGUUGGAGACUACAAAGGCCAUCGAGCCGCCUGCGCCCACGCCCGGUAUGAUGUCGCUCAAGUCGGCCCGCUUCCUUCAGGUACAAAGCGAGCUCGUCAAGUACCCCGAGGGCGUCCUCUCUCCCAACCCGGCGCUCAACAUGGGUACGAAGUCCAAGGGCAAGGUGUACGAGCCCUCAUUCUUGCUGCAAUUCCAGGAUGUCUUCAAGGAGAAGCCCUCUGUGGACUGGGACAUGAAGCUCAAGGAGACUGUGGGCGACUCCUCCGAGUCUGCCGGUCCCAAGUCUGCUCGUGGUGCUCCGUCAGGCAUGGGUAGUCGGCAGCCAUCACGUAGUGGCCUGGGUGGCCCUAUGGGCAGUUUCACAGGCUCUUUCCCCACUGGCCGUACCCUGCCACCUGGCACUACCUCUGCACAGCGUUUCGAGGCGGCACAGCGAGGCGGAGGCCCAAUGACCAAUCCCCUUGCACAAUUGGUCGGACCUCCUCGUGCUGGCGGUGGGUUCCCCGUGCAGAUGGCACGCACUUCGUCUUUCCAGAACAUGGCGCCCAACUCCCCCCGUGUUGGUAGCUCUCGUGGACGCGGCAGCCGUCGUGGAGACAAGCCCGCGAACAAGAAGGAGGAAGCUGCAAUGCCGCUCACUGCUGGUAUGGACCUCAAGCCUCUUGAGAAAUCCACCACAGGUUGGCAGCCGCACUCUAAGACCCAGCAAGCUGCUGCUCAGCUGGCUGCAGGCCACCUUGCUCCCGACAUGGUCCAGCGUAAGGUCAAGGCUGCUCUCAACAAAUUGACUCCCGAGAAGUUCGACAAGAUCUCUGACCAGAUACUUGAAAUUGCCGGACAGAGCAAGAACGAGGAUGACGGCCGCACACUUCGACAGGUUAUUCAACUGACGUUUGAGAAAGCUUGUGAUGAGCAGCAUUGGUCUUCCAUGUACGCUAAGUUCUGCUUCAAGAUGCUCAACACUAUGGAUCCCGCGAUUCGCGACGAGAACGUCAAGGACAAGCACGGCCAACCUGUCGUUGGAGGUGCCCUGUUCAGGAAGUACCUCCUCAACCGCUGCCAAGAAGAGUUCGAGAAGGGUUGGGAGGUCAAUUUGCCUGUCAAGCCCGACGGCGAUAAGCAAGAGGAAGUCAUGCUCUCGGAGGAGUACUAUAUUGCUGCCGCUGCCAAGCGUAAGGGUCUCGGUCUCAUCCAGUUCAUCGGUGAGCUGUACAAGCUCAACAUGCUUACCUUGCGCAUCAUGCACGAGUGUGUGCUCAAGCUCCUCGACUUUGAGGGUCUUCCCGAUGAGUCCGCAAUCGAGAGCUUGGUCAAGUUGCUCCGCACUGUUGGUGCGACCAUGUCGACAGCCGACGCCGGACCAAAGAUGUUGUCGGUAUACUUUGAGCGAGUGGAAAAGAUCAUGAACAUGGAGGCACUGCCAUCGCGUCUCAAGUUCAUGUUGCUCGACCUUGUUGAUCUCCGAAAGGCGAACUGGCGCGACAAGCAAGCCGACAAGGGACCAAAGACCAUUCAGCAGAUCCACGCCGAGGCUGCAGCCGCUCAGCAGGCCGCCGCUCAAUCAGCUGCCAACAAUCGUGGUGGUCGCCUUCCACAAGGCCGCGGUGAUGCUCGUUCAUUCUCUGGAGGUGGAAUCCCACCUCCCCAGGACUUCGGCAGCCGCGUCGCAAUGGACGAUCUGCGCAAGUUGACCAAGGGCUCAUCUGGCCGCAACAGCAGCGGCAUUGGUCCUUCCAUGCUCGGUGGACGCUCUGGUAGUGGCCGACGUGGUCUUGGUCCUGGAGGAGCCUUUGGAGCAGGUGCUGAUUCGGGGGCUUCGUCCCGAACAGCUACACCUCCCGUCCAGAAGGAGAAGGAGUCCACAUCCCACGCAAACUCGUUCAGUGCACUCAUGGCUCUUGACAACGAAGGUGCGGAAGAGGUCAGCUCUCCGCCUCCGGCCACGUCUCCCCAACCGUCGAAGGCAGCGCCUGGUGCUUCUGCCACCGACGCCAAGCCAUCCGAAUAGUCUCACACCUAUGGUGACCUUCGGCCGUUCUUCGACCGCGUGCGAUCACACCUAUACCCUUAGACGUCGUCGCACGCGAUAAUUUAAUCUUGUGUUGCAUAGACGGGGCAUCUUCUGCGCGCAUUGUUCUGCAUUUGCGGGGUUUCCACUUCGGCAUCAUGAAGGAUACAAAAGUUUUCAAGUUGUUGGGUCGGCAUUCAAAAGAACUAGGUGAGGAACAAGAUUCUGAGUUCUACCUAGCAU